Messenger RNA from Jaculus jaculus (lesser Egyptian jerboa), 6696 nucleotides. RefSeq names its product ADAM metallopeptidase with thrombospondin type 1 motif 12 (gene Adamts12). Lineage: Eukaryota; Metazoa; Chordata; Mammalia; Rodentia; Dipodidae. Gene Ontology annotation, biological process: extracellular matrix organization; proteolysis. The coding region runs from base 160 to 4923 and encodes 1587 amino acids. Gene Ontology annotation, molecular function: metalloendopeptidase activity. The transcript has 24 exons. Gene Ontology annotation, cellular component: extracellular matrix. The record is from RefSeq and is a predicted model, not a curated record.
AGAGCUCGCCCGGGCUGUGUUGCAGCCGGCCAGUCCCCUCCCGCGCCCGGACCAUGCCCACCUGCAUCUUCCUGCUGAGCCAAGGGCAACGACUGGCUUUCUGGAGCUGAAGGCUAAAACUUUCUGACUGUUUCUUCUCCUCCAACAACUGAAUGAGCCAUGCCAUGUGCUCGGAGGAGCUGGCUUGCAGACUUCCCCACCGUGGUUCUACUAUUUAACUUUGGGGCGCUUUGCCAUGGGCGAUCACCACCUCAGCCAGGCCCAGUUCGCUUCCUGGACCCGAGGCAAGAGCGUUUUAUCAAAACCUUGCCCGAAUACCACGUGGUGGGGCCUAUCCGUGUAGAUUCCAGCGGGCGUUUUCUGCCCUAUGGCUUACACCAUCCUGUCGUCAGCAACAGAAGGAAGAGAGCUGUGGAUGGCCCCGAGGACUGGGUGUACUACAGAAUUUCACACGAGGAGAAAGACCUGGUUUUUAACCUGACCACGAACCAGGAAUUUCUUUCCAAUAGCUAUAUUGUGGAGAAGAGAUAUGGAAACCUGUCUCAUGUUAAGAUGGUGUCAUCCUCAGGCCCACCCUGCCAUCUCAGGGGCACAGUUCUCCAGCAGGGCACGGCGAUAGGCACGGCAGCCAUCAGUGCCUGCCACGGACUGACCGGAUUUUUCCAUCUACCCCAUGGAGACUUUUUCAUCGAGCCUGUUCAAAAGCAUCCGGUGGCGGAAGGCGGGUACCACCCACACAUCGUGUACAGGAGGCCCAGGCCCAGCGUUCCAGAGACAAAGGAGCCCACCUGUGGAACAAGGGACAGUCUCGCUACCUCUAAGAAGCAAGAGCUCCAGCGAGAGAAGUGGGAGAGGAACAACCUGCCCGGCCCAGGCAGAGGUCUCUCUCGACGCUCCAUCAGCAAGGAGAGAUGGGUGGAGACGCUAGUGGUGGCGGACACAAAGAUGGUUGAAUAUCAUGGGAGUGAGAACGUGGAGUCCUACAUCCUAACCAUCAUGAACAUGGUCACUGGGCUUUUUCAUAACCCAAGCAUUGGCAAUGCAAUUCACAUCGUUGUGGUUCGGCUCAUUCUACUUGAAGAAGAAGAGCAAGGAUUGAAAAUAGUUCACCACGCAGAGAAGACGCUGUCCAGCUUCUGCAAAUGGCAGAAGAGCAUCAAUCCCAAGAGUGACCUCAACCCCGUCCAUCAUGACGUGGCUGUGCUUCUCACCAGAAAAGAUAUCUGUGCUGGCGUCAACCGUCCGUGUGAGACCCUGGGCCUGUCUCAACUGUCGGGCAUGUGCCAGCCUCACCGGAGUUGUAAUAUCAACGAAGACUCUGGCCUUCCUCUGGCUUUCACCAUUGCCCAUGAGCUUGGGCACAGCUUUGGCAUCCAGCAUGAUGGGAAAGAAAAUGACUGUGAGCCUGUGGGCAGGCAUCCGUACAUCAUGUCCCACCAAAUUCAGUAUGAUCCUGCCCCUCUGACGUGGUCCAAGUGCAGCAAGGAGUAUAUUACCCGCUUCUUGGACCGAGGGUGGGGAUUCUGUCUUGAUGAUAUCCCCAAAAAGAAGGGCUUGAAGUCCAACGUCAUUGCCCCUGGAGUAAUCUAUGAUGUUCAUCACCAGUGCCAGCUCCAAUAUGGCCCGAAUGCUACCUUCUGCCAGGAAGUGGAAAAUGUUUGCCAGACACUGUGGUGCUCGGUGAAAGGCUAUUGUCGCUCGAAACUGGAUGCUGCCGCAGAUGGGACCCGGUGUGGCGAGAGGAAGUGGUGUAUGGCGGGCAAGUGCAUCACAGUGGGGAAGAAGCCGGAGAGCAUCCCUGGAGGCUGGGGACGCUGGUCUCCCUGGUCGCACUGCUCCAGGACCUGUGGGGCCGGAGCCCAGAGUGCAGAGAGACUUUGCAACAACCCGGAACCAAAGUUUGGAGGGAAAUACUGCACUGGAGAAAGAAAACGCUACCGCUUAUGCAACGUGCACCCCUGUCGCACGGAUGCGCCCACAUUUCGGCAGAUGCAGUGCAGUGAAUUUGACACCGUUCCCUACAAAAAUAAAUUCUACCGCUGGUUUCCAGUUUUCAAUCCAGCACAUCCUUGUGGGCUCUACUGCCGACCCAUAGAUGGCCAGUUUUCUGAGAAAAUGCUGGACGCUGUCAUUGAUGGAACCCCUUGCUUUGAAGGUGGCAACAGCAGAAAUGUCUGUAUUAAUGGCAUAUGUAAGAGGGUUGGCUGUGAUUACGAGAUUGAUUCCAGUGCCGCCGAGGACCGCUGUGGAGUGUGUCUCGGAAACGGCUCUGCCUGCCAGACCGUGCGGAAGAUGUUCAGACAGAAAGAGGGAUCUGGGUACGUUGACAUCGGACUCAUCCCCAAAGGGGCAAGGGACAUAAGGGUCAUGGAGGUCAAGGCUGCUGGAAACUUCCUGGCCAUCAGGAGUGAAGACCCAGAAAAACAUUAUCUCAAUGGAGGAUUUAUUAUCCAGUGGAAUGGGAACUAUAAGCUGGCAGGAACUGUCUUCCAGUAUGAUCGGAAAGGAGAUCUGGAGAAACUACUGGCUCCAGGCCCCACCAACGAGUCAGUGUGGCUGCAGUUACUCUUCCAGGUGACCAACCCCGGCAUCAGGUAUGAGUACACAAUCCGGAAAGAUGGACUUGACAGUGAUGUGGACCUGUACUUUUGGCAGUUUGGCCGCUGGACCGAGUGCAGUGUAACAUGUGGGACAGGUAUCCGCCGCCAGACUGCCCACUGUGUGAAGAAGGGUCGUGGGAUAAUGAAAGCAACAUUUUGCAACCCAGAAACACAGCCCAGUGGCAGACAGAAGAAAUGCUACGAAAAGGAUUGCCCACCCAGGUGGUGGGCAGGGGAAUGGGAAUCGUGUUCAGCGACAUGUGGGCCCUACGGAGAGAAGAAGCGAACCGUCCUGUGCAUCCAGACCAUGGGCUCCGACGAGCAGGCUCUCCCAGCGACAGAUUGCCAACACCUGCUGCGGCCCAAGGCCCUUGUUUCCUGUAACCGAGACGUUCUGUGUCCAUCAGACUGGACAGUGGGCAACUGGAGUGAGUGCUCGGUUUCCUGUGGUGGUGGUGUGCGGAUUCGCAGUGUCACGUGUGCUAAGAACCAUAAUGAGCCUUGUGAUAAGACAAGGAAGCCCAACAGCCGAGCUCUGUGUGGCCUCCAGCAAUGCCCAUCAAGCCACAGGCUUCUGAAACCCAGCAAAGAAACAACUUCCACUGGAAGAAAACAACCAACGUCAGAGCAAGACCCUUUCAAGCCCAUCCCUCCACCUGCACCUACGUCCAGUCCCAAACCGCUGCCAGCACCCACAGUGCCCGGAUCUGCAAGCACAAACGCUCCUGAAGUCAAUAGUCCUAGUUCUACCACAGCAUCCACAGAAGGAGGCCUGGAUGGGACGCAGUGGCAGAAGAGCCCAAUCCAAACCGACCAGGACCCCAACUCUGUCAGUUCCUCUGAGAGCACUUCCCAGCCCAUCCUCAGCUCCUGGUCUUUGACCAUUCAGCCCAAUGAUGACAAUGUUUCCUCUUCAUACACCAGUUCUCCUUCAGAGGGAGACGUUUUGACUACCACCAGCGGAUCUGAUCUGUCUUCUUCCAGCAAUGCUGUGACGUGGCAGCUAACCCCAUUCUACAAUACUUUGUCAAGCGAUCCAGAAGAUCACUCAGAGAUUCACAGUGGCUCCGGGGAAGACAGUGAACAGCAGGAGAACGAGGGUGAGAGCAACUCUGUCAUUUGGAGCAAGGUCAGAGUACCUGAAAAGGACACUCCGAUAGAAAAGCAUCCAGAAAUGCCACUAGGACCUCUACCAACCCCUUCUCUGAGGGAGGACUCCUCAUGGACUCCUUCCAGCACAGUGAUGGAAGGCUCACCACCUGCCAAGUCCCUUAAAAAUGGCACACCCACAGCUGAGGGAAUGACCACUGACCACCAGCCAGUACCUUCAGAAAAGUCAGGAACCCAUCGCUUUCCAACCAAUAAGAGCGCAACUCAAGAUCCUGGGCCAGUUCUCACUGAACAAGAAGCAUCCAGUCUAAUUGCUGAGGGGUUCUUGUUAAAUGCCUCCAGUUACAAGCAGCCCAUGGAGGAUCGCAGCCCCGCACACUGGAUUGUUGGAAACUGGAGUCAAUGCUCCACCACGUGCGGACUGGGGGCCUACUGGAGAAACGUGGAGUGCAGCACCCAGAAGGAUGCGGACUGUGCAGCCACCCAGAGGCCCGAGCCUGCUAAGAAGUGCCAUCUGCGCCCCUGCGCUGGCUGGAGAGUGGGAAACUGGAGCGAGUGUUCCCGGAACUGCAGCGGGGGCUUCAAGAUCCGUGAGAUUCAGUGCGUGGACAGCAGGGACCACCACCGGAGCCUGAGGCCCCAUCACUGCCAGUUCCUGGCUGGCAUCCCUCCCCCGCUGAGCUUGAGCUGUAACCCGGAGCCCUGCCAAGAAUGGCAGGUGGAGCCCUGGAGCCAGUGUUCCAGGUCUUGUGGAGGUGGCAUUCAGGAGAGAGGAGUGUCUUGUCCAGGAGGCCUCUGUGACUGGACAAAAAGGCCCCCCUCCACCAUGCCCUGCAACAGACACCUUUGCUGCCACUGGACCACUGGAAACUGGGACUCGUGUACUGCUUCUUGUGGAGGUGGCUUUCAGAAGAGGACUGUCCAUUGUGUCCACUCAGAGAACGGUACAACUGAAGCUGAAGGUCAAGACGAGUGCCUGUGUGACCAUGAAGGCAGACCUCGAGAACUCCAAACAUGCAACCAGCAAGACUGCAGGAACAGUGCUGAUUUACUUUGCACAAAGGACAGACUGUCAGCCAGUUUCUGCCAGACACUGAAAUCCAUGAAGAAAUGUUCUGUGCCCACCGUGAGGGCCCAGUGUUGCUUCUCGUGUCCCCAGACACAGCCUCCACACCCAAAGGCCGAGAAAACUGUAGCUUCUCAAAAACCCUGAAGCAUCGACAUCCGGGAUGAAACCGCACCAUGGACAACCACAAGCCUGCCACCUCAACAUGAUUUCGCCCCAAUGGCCAUUCACUGACAUUGUGCUUUACAUAUUUUAAGUCCAAUUUGUGGUCAUGACAACACAAAAUCCACUGUGUUCCUCUAGCUGCAAAAUGCCCCUCCCUUCACAGGAGGCCUCAGGCUAUCCUUCCUACUGUUCCCUAUACCUGGGAAGAUUCUGCCACAUCUGGAGAGAGCUCCUGGGAAAGGUGCCAGAUGACAGGUCUGUGUUCAGAUAUCUUUCUCCCCCCCCCCCCCACUUUCAAGAUGGCAAAGCAAAGAGAUCACAUAUUUGUUUUUCCCCCAGACUACCUCAAGAGUGUCAGGAAAAAAGAACCACACUUAUCCAGGGAAUAAAUACUGUUUUUUAAUUUACCUUGGUGAAUACAACCUCCCCCAACUACCUAGAGUAACUGGCUGCUGUUGAAAAUGUCAUGGGGGAACCUUCAGGAACAUUCCGGAUUCUUCCAGACACAAGAACGCUUUCCUCUCCCAGUACUGAAUAAAAGCAGGAAGAGAAUGCUGGUUAUAUCCCUCGUUCUCCAUCCUGCAGCACCCCACAGAUGCUCCUCUGUGUCCUGGGCUAGUAGGAGAUUCAAGCUAAGUGCACACAGACGUUGGUAAUUUCUAUGAACAAUCUUAAAAUACAAAUGAACAGAAAUCAAUGUCUUACUAGCAUAAGAAAGCAAGCAUGGGCCUUUAUCCUUCCCCUUCUGGGUGGCCAGGUCCUUCAUAGAGCAAACCAAUGAUGGAUCAUAUCUGGCUUCUCACCCGUCCAGUCCCUAUCUGAGUCUCAGGACCCACCGUCAUCUUGGUGCUGUGGUUUCCAUUCAGACCAAACACUACAACCAGGGCCACGGCUGCCACCUCUUCCCUGGCAGGAAACUGCAGCUACACAUUAAACCAUUUCAAAGAACCGGCUUGAUUGUACCAAGUUGGAGGAACUUAGUACAAAUGUAUAGUCUUAAAAACAAACAAACAAAAAAAAAGACCUUAAAAGUUUGGCCUUGGAUAUUUGCAAUCACAGUCCACUUUGACAUCUGGGCAGUCGGAAAGGCCAUUGGAUAUCUAUUCACUGUGCCCACUGGUGACUUAGAAAAGUCUCUUACUGCUAGAGAUACAAGCCUAUGGAAGAGUGUGUACUUAGUAAGCACAAGGCUGUGGGCUUGAUCUCCAGUACCACAGACAGAGAGAAUCAAAAAAUAAAGGUUAUAAAUAAAAGUUAAAAAAUAAAUAAAUAAAGGUUAAUUUACCUUGUGAAGAACAGGCGAGUCAAGAAAGUCCAAAACACUGCAAUGAAAGCAUUUAUUCUUAUAUGUCUUUGCCUACUGUCCAGAAGUCAAAGUGGACUGUGGUCUUGCGUUCAAAGCAAAUUUCCAGGCAAACCUGUCUGACAGGAAGUUCUAACAUGAACUAGACCCAGGCAGGGAUUAUGCGCAGAGGGAGUGGUAUAAAGCUCAAGGGAAUAAAGUCUCAGAACUAAUAUUUGACACAGUGGAAGGCAGCUCCUCUAUCCAUACAUUCAGCCUUCCUUUGGGAAUGCAGUGUCCCACAUCUCCCUGUGAUUACCAGUCCAUUCUACAGAGUGGUGCUAUUUAAAAGUGGUGCUAGGGCUGGAGAGAUGGCUUAGCGGUUAAGCGCUUGCCUGUGAAGCCUAAGGACCCCGGUUUGAGGCUCAGUUCCCCAGGUCCCACGUUAGCCAGAUGCACAAGGGGGCGCACGC